Molecule: messenger RNA, 1855 nt
Organism: Hypomesus transpacificus
Lineage: Eukaryota; Metazoa; Chordata; Actinopteri; Osmeriformes; Osmeridae
Gene: ddx19b
Product: DEAD-box helicase 19b
Exons: 12
Coding region: 195-1661 (488 amino acids)
Biological process (GO): poly(A)+ mRNA export from nucleus
Cellular component (GO): cytoplasmic stress granule; nucleus
Molecular function (GO): ATP binding; RNA binding; RNA helicase activity
Source: RefSeq, a predicted model, not a curated record
UCCACCCGGAAGGCUGGCCGGUGGUACUGGGGCACUCGGAGCUGAAUUCGUCACGCCAUUGUACAAAUUCGUUUCUUUCACAGACUUUCGAAACUUAUAGCUAGGCUUCCUAGCGAGGUUAUCUGGUUGCACCGAAGCGAAAGCAGUUUUGGUGGAGAAAUUGAAGCAUUGGCACACGGAGAACAGCUGGCAUCAUGGCUACAGACUCUUGGGCCCUGGCGGUGGACGAGCAGGAAGCCGCGGCGGAAUCAAUUGGAACCCUUCAAAUCAACGACAAGCCAGAAGAAAAUGGCACCUCAACAACAGAGACCUCAACGGAAGCAAGCAGCGCUGCGAAGCCAGACAGAGCCGAAGGAGACAAGACGGAGGAGGAUGAUAAAGAUGACAAGGCAGCACAGUCGUUGUUGAAUAAGUUGAUACGCAGUAAUCUGGUCAACACAACCAAUCAGGUGGAAGUGCUGCAGAGGGAUCCUAAUUCUCCUCUCUACUCUGUCAAGUCAUUUGAGGAACUGAGACUCAAACCUCAGUUGCUGAAAGGUGUGUAUGCCAUGGGUUUCAACAGGCCCUCCAAGAUCCAGGAGAACGCUUUACCCAUGAUGCUCGCUGAACCACCUCAGAACCUGAUUGCCCAAUCCCAGUCUGGCACGGGCAAGACAGCUGCCUUCGUCCUGGCCAUGCUCAGUCAUGUUGACCCCAACAACAAGUGGCCCCAGUGCCUGUGUGUGUCACCCACCUAUGAGCUGGCCCUGCAGACUGGCAAGGUCAUCGAGCAGAUGGGGAAGUUCUACCCUGAGGUUCAGCUGGUCUACGCUAUCAGAGGCAACAAACUACAGAGAGGAGUCAAGCUGCAGGAGCAGGUCGUCAUAGGAACCCCCGGCACGAUGCUGGACUGGUGCCUCAAGUUCAAGUUCAUCGACCCCAAGAAGAUCAAGGUGUUUGUUCUGGACGAGGCUGAUGUGAUGAUCGCCACACAGGGUCACCAGGACCAGAGCAUCCGCAUCCAGAGGAUGCUGCCCAAGGUCUGCCAGAUGCUGCUGUUCUCUGCCACUUUCGAGGAGACGGUGUGGAACUUUGCCCAGCGGAUCGUCCCCGACCCCAACAUCAUCAAGCUGAAGCGCGAGGAGGAGACCCUGGACACCAUCAAGCAGUACUACGUCCUCUGCAACAGCAAGGAGGAGAAGUUUGUAGCCCUCUGCAACAUCUACGGAGCCAUCACUAUCGCUCAGGCUAUGAUCUUCUGUCAUACCAGGAAGACUGCCGGCUGGCUGGCUGGGGAGCUGUCCAGGGAGGGCCACCAGGUGGCGCUGCUUAGUGGAGAGAUGCAGGUGGAGCAGAGGGCCGCCGUCAUCGACCGCUUCCGCGACGGCAAGGAGAAGGUGCUGGUGACCACCAACGUCUGUGCCAGAGGUAUCGAUGUGGAGCAGGUCUCUGUGGUAAUCAACUUUGACCUGCCGGUGGACCGGGAUGGUAACCCAGACAACGAAACAUACCUGCACCGGAUUGGACGUACGGGCCGCUUUGGGAAAAGGGGGCUGGCCAUCAACAUGGUGGACAGCAAGUUCAGUAUGAACAUUCUUAACCGGAUCCAGGAUCACUUCAACAAGAAGAUUGAGAAACUGGACACAGACGAUCUGGAUGAAAUUGAGAAAAUUGCGAGCUAAAGUGGAAUUCUGCGACCACAACUUUUAGGUUCCCCCCCAGACUGGAUAGUGUUUUACUCUUUUAUUACUGGGAGACGACCGAUGCCACACACACACAUAUGGACAUGUCCUCCUGUACCUCCUUGUUUGAUUGUUUUAAUCUCUGAAACGUGUCUUUCACUCUUUGUGCUUCUUAAUAAAAUAUGUGCUCUUUA